CACUCUUCGACCGUGUGUAAAUAGGUACACACACGGCCACAACACUUGCUUUGCUUAAGUCGUUGCACCGCUCAGCGACUGAAAAUGCCACGCGGCCAGGGCAAGCGCCUGGCUCAGCUCCUUGGAGCUCAGCUGAAGCAGUACGCAGCGGAGGUGCGUGGCAUCAGCACAGCUGGUGGCGCUUCUCGCGGUGGAGCUCGAGGACCUGCAUCCCCUAGCUCGCUAGAGCAGCAGACGCGCCAGGUCGCUCAGGUUGCUGUUCAGCAGUCGACUCAGCAGGCAGUGAAGGUCGUUGUGCCGGCCAUCAAAGUAGACCUGGUUGGUGCGGUCAGCUCGGUGUCUGAGAGCGACAAGGUGGAGCCGGGUGUGUUCAAGAACGUGGAUGGCCACCGCUUCGAGGACGGUCGCUAUGCCGCUUUUGUUGAGGAGAUUACAAAGUUUAUCCCCAAGGAGCGCCAGUACUCGGACCCCGUGCGCACAUUCGCGUAUGGCACGGAUGCCUCCUUCUACCGGCUUAACCCGAAGCUGGUAGUGAAGGUGCACAACGAGGACGAGGUCCGCCGCAUCAUGCCCAUCGCGGAGCGGCUGCAGGUCCCUAUCACCUUCCGCGCGGCCGGCACGUCGCUGUCUGGGCAGGCAAUUACCGACUCGGUGCUCAUUAAGCUGAGCCACACGGGCAAGAACUUCCGCAACUUUACCGUGCACGGCGACGGUAGCGUGAUCACGGUGGAGCCGGGCCUCAUUGGCGGCGAGGUGAACCGCAUCCUGGCGGCACACCAGAAGAAGAACAAGCUGCCCAUCCAGUACAAGAUCGGACCCGACCCCUCCUCCAUCGACAGCUGCAUGAUCGGCGGCAUCGUGUCCAACAACAGCAGCGGCAUGUGCUGCGGCGUGAGCCAGAACACCUACCACACGCUGAAGGACAUGCGGGUGGUGUUCGUAGACGGAACGGUGCUGGACACGGCCGACCCCAACUCGUGCACCGCCUUCAUGAAGAGCCACCGCUCGCUGGUGGAUGGCGUCGUGAGCCUGGCGCGCCGCGUGCAGGCCGACAAGGAGCUGACGGCGCUCAUCCGCCGCAAGUUCGCCAUCAAGUGCACCACCGGCUACUCCCUGAACGCGCUGGUGGACUUCCCGGUGGACAACCCCAUUGAGAUCAUCAAGCACCUCAUCAUCGGCAGCGAGGGCACGCUGGGCUUCGUCAGCCGCGCCACCUACAACACCGUGCCCGAGUGGCCCAACAAGGCCUCGGCCUUCAUCGUGUUCCCGGACGUGCGCGCCGCCUGCACCGGCGCCUCGGUGCUGCGCAACGAGACGUCCGUGGACGCGGUGGAGCUGUUUGACCGCGCCAGCCUGCGCGAGUGCGAGAACAACGAGGACAUGAUGCGCCUGGUGCCCGACAUCAAGGGCUGCGACCCCAUGGCGGCAGCGCUGCUGAUCGAGUGCCGCGGCCAGGACGAGGCCGCACUGCAGAGCCGCAUUGAGGAGGUGGUGCGCGUGCUGACGGCGGCGGGCCUGCCCUUCGGCGCCAAGGCCGCGCAGCCCAUGGCCAUCGACGCCUACCCCUUCCACCACGACCAGAAGAACGCCAAGGUCUUCUGGGACGUGCGCAGGGGCCUGAUCCCCAUUGUGGGCGCGGCGCGCGAGCCCGGCACAUCCAUGCUGAUCGAGGACGUGGCCUGCCCCGUGGACAAGCUGGCCGACAUGAUGAUCGACCUGAUCGACAUGUUCCAGCGCCACGGCUACCACGACGCCUCCUGCUUCGGCCACGCGCUCGAGGGCAACCUUCACUUGGUGUUCUCGCAGGGCUUCCGCAACAAGGAGGAGGUGCAGCGCUUCAGCGACAUGAUGGAGGAGAUGUGCCACCUGGUGGCCACCAAGCACUCGGGCAGCCUCAAGGGCGAGCACGGCACGGGCCGCAACGUGGCGCCGUUCGUGGAGAUGGAGUGGGGCAACAAGGCGUACGAGCUGAUGUGGGAGCUCAAGGCGCUGUUCGACCCCAGCCACACCCUCAACCCGGGCGUCAUCCUCAACCGCGACCAGGACGCGCACAUCAAGUUCCUGAAGCCCUCGCCCGCGGCCUCGCCCAUCGUCAACCGCUGCAUCGAGUGCGGCUUCUGCGAGUCCAACUGCCCCUCGCGCGACAUCACGCUCACGCCGCGCCAGCGCAUCUCCGUGUACCGCGAGAUGUACCGCCUCAAGCAGCUGGGCCCGGGCGCCAGCGAGGAGGAGAAGAAGCAGCUGGCGGCCAUGAGCAGCUCGUACGCCUACGACGGCGAGCAGACGUGCGCGGCGGACGGCAUGUGCCAGGAGAAGUGCCCCGUCAAGAUCAACACGGGAGACCUGAUCAAGUCGAUGCGUGCCGAGCACAUGAAGGAGGAGAAGACCGCCAGCGGCAUGGCAGACUGGCUGGCCGCCAACUUCGGCGUCAUCAACUCCAACGUGCCGCGCUUCCUCAACAUCGUCAACGCCAUGCACAGCGUGGUGGGCUCGGCGCCUCUGUCCGCCAUCAGCCGCGCGCUCAACGCCGCCACCAACCACUUCGUGCCGGUGUGGAACCCCUACAUGCCCAAGGGCGCGGCGCCGCUCAAGGUGCCCGCCCCGCCGGCGCCGGCAGCUGCUGAGGCCUCGGGCAUCCCGCGCAAGGUGGUGUACAUGCCCAGCUGCGUGACGCGCAUGAUGGGCCCCGCCGCCUCCGACACCGAGACGGCGGCGGUGCACGAGAAGGUGAUGAGCCUGUUCGGCAAGGCCGGCUACGAGGUGAUCAUCCCCGAGGGCGUGGCCAGCCAGUGCUGCGGCAUGAUGUUCAACAGCCGCGGCUUCAAGGACGCCGCCGCCAGCAAGGGCGCGGAGCUGGAGGCGGCGCUGCUCAAGGCCUCGGACAAUGGCAAGAUCCCCAUCGUCAUCGACACCUCGCCCUGCCUGGCGCAGGUGAAGAGCCAGAUCAGCGAGCCGUCGCUGCGCUUCGCGCUGUACGAGCCGGUUGAGUUCAUCCGGCACUUCCUGGUGGACAAGCUGGAGUGGAAGAAGGUGCGCGACCAGGUGGCCAUCCACGUGCCCUGCUCCUCCAAGAAGAUGGGCAUCGAGGAGUCCUUCGCGAAGCUGGCGGGCCUGUGCGCCAACGAGGUGGUGCCCUCGGGCAUUCCUUGCUGCGGCAUGGCGGGCGACCGCGGCAUGCGCUUCCCCGAGCUGACCGGCGCCUCGCUGCAGCACCUCAACCUGCCCAAGACCUGCAAGGACGGCUACUCCACCAGCCGCACCUGCGAGAUGUCGCUCAGCAACCACGCCGGCAUCAACUUCAGGGGCCUGGUGUACCUGGUGGAUGAGGCCACGGCGCCUAAGAAGCAGGCCGCCGCUGCCAAGACCGCGUAAGGCGGCAGCAGGAGGCUGUAGGACGCGCACGUAAGGACACUGAGCGGGAGUGUCGGCUGGGCUAUGAGGCGGGGCAAGACGCAGCCCAACGCGUGAGCAAACGGGAAUGCUGCCGGAGCGCUUUUUGAAAAAGGGUCCCCUUGCUACGCACUAGUUGUGGCGGGGCGCGGACGGUGGAUGGACAACAGGCUUAUCGGACGCCGUGAGCAGCCGCAGUACUAGGCGGCUGCGGAACCGGAGGGCUAGCUACUAGAGAAGGCGUAGCCUACCUCGCGAUUUUGAGUGAUUUUAGCGUCGUGGCGGCGCACGUUGUUUUGUUGUGUGACGGCAGUUUUGUUCCCAUUGUUUGCGAGUGUGCGGGAGCGUGUCUGGUGGUACGAGUGCAUGGUGGUUGUCAAGAGUGUAGGCAUUUGCAAUGCACCGCGUGUAGCGGCGCUGAGUGCUGUGUGUGCUGUGUUGCUCGUUGAGCAAAGGCUUAUCUAUCUAAAACUGAGUUGUAGGAGACUCAUUGCUGUCAGAUUACAGGCGGGCACUGAAGGCUGGCGGCGUUCAGGUGAUUGGGGAACGCACGGCAUGGUGGAGCAUGUAGGGGUGAGGUUCACGAGGUCUGCUACGAAUAAGAGCAUCUGUAAGGCAUCCUGGAC
Messenger RNA from Chlamydomonas reinhardtii, 4016 nucleotides. RefSeq lists its product as uncharacterized. Lineage: Eukaryota; Viridiplantae; Chlorophyta; Chlorophyceae; Chlamydomonadales; Chlamydomonadaceae. Gene Ontology annotation, biological process: lactate catabolic process. Gene Ontology annotation, molecular function: D-lactate dehydrogenase (NAD+) activity; FAD binding; iron-sulfur cluster binding. The transcript has 23 exons. The coding region runs from base 85 to 3372 and encodes 1095 amino acids. The record is from RefSeq and is a predicted model, not a curated record.